AUGGCAUUUUUCCAAUUACUUCUUAAAGCCAGGAAGCUAGAAAAAGCUAGGGUAAAAUACGAGGAUGAAAAGUUCUUAUCGAUUGAGAUUUCAAAAGGUGCCAAGCCUAAAUACACUUUGAAACAGAAAUUCCGACGAAAGAAACUCUUCUUGAAGAAAAAGGUUAAAAAGUUCUUUGACAAAAUCCUUUCGGUACCAAAGAAUUCUUGGUCUUACAAAAAGAUUAUUGCAAUUCGUACCGAUGGCACUUUGGAGAAUUUCGUAGCGAAGAGUCUCUUUGGUUUCAUCAGUGGUAUACUCCUCACCUACAUGUUCUUCGUGUUUUUCGUUUUUCAAUUAAAUUUCAAGCUAUCAUCCGCGACAACAAUUUGUACGAUAAUAGGAGUGAUACUCACGAUUGGCCUCGCUUUUUCUUAUCGAAUACGAUGCGUCGUGUUACUCUUGCUGCCACAGUUUUUUUCCAAACGAGGAAGACAAGCUCUGAUGGCGUACGCUUUUAUUUUAGCAUUGACUGGACCAGUGAAGAACACUUUGCACAACACUAGUGUACUCACAGAAUCAUUGGCCUGUGCACAAGAACAAUUAAAAGAAGCAGUGAAGACAGUGAUCGAUCUAGCAAAGCAGCCAUUUUAUGCUUUGCGAGAUGCCAUUUCGAAAGUCAUCAAAUCAGUGAAAGUAGUAGUGAAGAAAAUUAAGCAGACACUGGUCGCGAUUAAGAGACUUGUUCUCAGUAUACUCAAAGUAAUCACUUCCGUAUUCCAAUGGCUGGGCAGUGUAAUAAAUAUAUGCAACAAGAAACUAGGCACCCCUUUCGACAGGUGUCAAAGGGUAUUCGAGGGUGCAGUGGCUGAUUGCAAAGCGAAAUUGGGACCCUAUUUCGGUGUCGUUUGCAAUAUAACUUACAUAGUCAGUACCCUAUGCUACAUAGUUAAACCAUUGGAUUUCAUAUGCAUGCUAGUCUCUUACGUAGCAGACACUGUGGUUGGUGCUGUACGAACCAAAAUUAAAAAAUUCACGAUGCACAUGAAGGCAAUGUUCUACGUCAAAGUGAAGUUCUCUCAUUCGUUUCACUUCGAGACUAAUCAAAGCAAAACUGUGGGGGAAGUGUCUACUAGUAUCGCUACGGAAGUAAGAUCCAGAACGGAUGCACUUUUUGGAUUCUUUGAUUGGAUGAGUUUCGUCACCUCCUUCUUCACUUUCUUCAUUUUGCUUAGGGUGAUGCGUUAUCGCUACAAAUGGCUAACUAGCGAACGUUUCGAUAAUCGAUACAUAACCGAUGAUCUACGCACCAUUGAUCUAAUAAGAGCUCGACAGGAUAAGGAAACUGUCUUACCGCUUAAUCCUCGAGAAAGAAAUAAAUACGUACCCCUAUCCUCCGUCAUGUUGAUCAAACCUGAACGACUUAAAUUAGGAAGAUCUGCAGUGUUUUUGUUUUUGGCCACUGUUAAACUCGGCUCUUAUAUGAUCAUCGAUUAUAGUCUUUAUUGGGUAUUGAAGACUAUCCAACUCUAUGGACGAUUUCAAAGUAAGGUCGAACGACCAAGCGUGGUGACCAUCCACGUUUCCGGAGAUGGAUAUCUAUCAGACCUGUACAGAAGCAUCGUGAAAGCCUUCACUCCGCAGGGACAAGGUUCAGAAAUCGAUACGAUGUUGUGUCUUCCGGCUCCCGUGACACCGGACCUAGACAAAUACACUCAAAUCAUUACCCUGAUCAUAUUCUGUUGGCUGAUGGCAUUUUUAGAACCGUACGGUUUACGACUGAGACAAGUGGUCAUGUGUCAGUAUUAUCCGGACCGAGCUAAACAAAGAGCAGCCUGGUUGUACAAUCACAUAAUCAGGUCGAGGGGAAGCUUUCUCAAGUUCGCCAGACGUCAACUGCGCCGGAAGUUCGGUCUGGCCGAGGGAGAAAAGAUCGAAAGAGUGACUCUGAAAGAGAGAUUGUGGGCAACGUUACCGUGUCUGAGGGUUCUCUUUCCUAUGAAGCAAAGGAUGUGUCUUCUAUGCGGCGCUGUGGAACGGGAUGAUAAUUUGCAUAUCAAGUGCCCGACUCCUGGCUGCGUCGGACUAUAUUGCUCCCAGUGUUUCGCUGAUUUGCAGAAUCUGUGCACUAUUUGUCAGAGUCCAGUGGAAUAUGGUGACCUGUCCGACAUGAGUGAAGAAUUGUGGGUUAAUUAGAUCCUCGAGUGUUGAAUGAUUUUCUGGUAACAGAUUUGUGUAAUACAGUGAUUCUUCUGAUGAUCAAUUGCCGGUGAUCAAAGUAGAGCCAGCUAAGCCUGAGGAAGAAGAAGAGGAGCCAUUAUUGGAGGAAGAAGAAACAGUGAUCGAAGAAGAGGAAGAGGAGCAGACGGAGGA
Osmia bicornis bicornis is the source of this 2352-nucleotide messenger RNA. RefSeq names its product DC-STAMP domain-containing protein 2-like. Gene Ontology annotation, cellular component: membrane. The coding region runs from base 1 to 2175 and encodes 724 amino acids. The record is from RefSeq and is a predicted model, not a curated record. Lineage: Eukaryota; Metazoa; Arthropoda; Insecta; Hymenoptera; Megachilidae. The transcript is spliced from 9 exons.